GAAGCCAAGGGGGCAAGGAGCCAGGGGGCAAGAAGCCAAGGGGACAAGGAGCCAGGGGGCAAGAAGCCAAGGGGACAAGGAGCCAGGGUACACGAAGCCAUUAUCGCCCGGGAUCAAGGCGAAGUAAAGCCACAGAAAAUGGGGUUCCAGAUGUCGAAGUGCGUCUGUGUGGAGGCCAAGACGGGCCAGCACGAUGGCGAGGGCAGCGUCGACGCCGUCAGCAAGAAGAGGCGCUGGUUUGACUUUUGGUCUCAUAGGAGGCCGUCUCCAACCAUGUGCAAGGUCGAGCGAGCAUUGAAAGCGGCGCUCCUGAUCCAGCGGUGGUACAGGAGAUACUGCGCCAGACUAGAGGUCCGCCGACGCUACACUUGGACUAUCUUUCAGUCUAUCGAAUACGCCGGAGAACAGGACCACAUGAAGCUGUACAGCUUCUUCAACGCCCUCCUCACACACAUGGGCACCGGGAACAUGACGGAGGUUAUGAUGGAGGCCCUCUCGCCCAGGACCUCUCCGUCCUCCAUAGACGAUGAGAGCGAAGGAGAGGAGAUGUCCACACGGAAGCUGUUGGACGAGGCGUGGACGAAGGACGUGAAGGUGGAGAGCAGCUACAAGGGGCCCCACCUGGCGGCGCCCCUCACCACCGACUCCAUACACCAGAUAGUCGACGCCUUCAAGAAAAAGAAGGCUCUUCACGCCCGCUACGUGUACAUGCUGCUGCAGGAGGCGGUGCGGGUGCUGCGACAGCGCCCCACCGUCAACCAGGCCUCCGCCGCCAUCUCGGGUCAGAUCACGGUGGUGGGUGACCUGCACGGCAAGCUCAACGACCUCAUCACCAUCCUCUACAAGAACGGGCUGCCAUCGACAGACAACCCGUACGUGUUCAACGGCGACUUCGUGGACCGCGGCCGUAAGUCUCUGGAGGUCAUCCUGUUGCUGCUGGCGCUGGUGAUCGUCUUCCCCUCUGAGGUGUUCCUCAACCGUGGCAACCACGAGGACCUGGUCAUGAACGCCAGGUACGGCUUCUGCAAGGAGGUCAACCGCAAGUAUAAGGCGCCUCACGGGCCGAGGAUCCUGCGGCUGCUGGAGGAGGUGUACCGCUGGUUGCCCCUGGCUACCGUCAUUGACAACAAGGUUAUGGUCGUCCACGGCGGCAUCUCCACCGAUAUCGACCUCAAGGAGAUCGCCAACAUCGACAGGAGCAAGUACGUGAGCGUGUUGAGGAGUCCAGCGGCCACGCUGCCCGACGGCGAGUCCCUCUCCUGCGACACCCUCAGCAGCCCCACAGAUCUUGACAGAGAGGCCCGUCUUGCGGCUGCCAACUAUGAGUGGAAGCAGGUGCUGGACCUACUGUGGAGCGACCCACAAACGGAGUUCGGCUGUCAACCCAAUGCCUUCAGAGGUGGGGGCAGCUACUUCGGCCCCGACGUCACCAGGGACUUCCUCGUCAAACAUGGCCUCGCUCUCCUCAUACGCUCACACGAGUGUAAAUUGGACGGCUACGAGUUUACCCAUAACAACACGUGUCUGACCAUCUUCUCGGCGUCUAAUUACUACGAGGCCGGCAGUAACCGGGGCGCCUACGUCAGGCUCCAGGGCCCCGACCUCCAGCCCCACUUCAUCCAGUACACCGCCCACACCAAGACGCGGAAACUAACUAUCCGGGAGCGGGUGGGGCGGAUGGAGACGUCAGCCUUCAGAGACCUCCGGGAGCAGAUCCUCGCCUCAAAAUCCAGGCUCCUGGAGGCCUUCCAGCAGAGGGACGUCGACAAGACAGGUUACAUCGGUGUCGGGGACUGGGUGGAGGUGAUGGCGAGGGAGAGCAGCCUCAAGCUACCCUGGCGAGUCCUCAAGGAUAAGCUGGUGACUCUCCACCCGACCUCCGGCCAGGUCAACUACACCACCACCUUCCUCGACGACACCUUCAAGAAGGACCUGGCUGUUAAGGGAGGACCGACGGUGGUGGAGGCGCUCUACCGUCACAAGAACAGCCUGGAGACCAUCUUCACCCUCAUCGACAAGGACAACUCAGGUGUGAUCAGCAUGGAAGAGUUUAGCGAGACGUGUGAGCUGCUCAGUCGCCACAUCGACGUCUCCAUCUCCAAGCAAGAGAUCGCCGACCUGGCGCGCUCCAUCGACAUCAACAAAGACGGUUCCAUCGAUUUCAAUGAGUUUCUGGAGUGUUUCCGCAUCGUGGAAUCGAGUAGGAGAGAAGCGGAGGACGAGGACGACGAGGAGGACGAUGAUGAGGACGAGAACGACGACCAGAAUCGUGGCGCUAAUCCGCAGAACGAAGCAGGAGACGACAAGGUGCUCGCUAAGCUCGACUACAAGCACUUGUAACAUUUCUCUCUCUCUCUCUCUCUUAUGGAUAUACACACACGGAGUAUAUCUCGGUGUAUAUAUAUAUAUACAUACACGUCGAGUUUUCUUUAGACCUGGAUUUUAUCGCGGACUAAAGUAUACUUGUUGGUUUAUCUCUAAACUUUUGUGGUGGCCCCAGGUGGCUCUCCAGAGGUUGACUCCAACCGAACAUAAACGAAGCAUUUCUCACUCCCUCCGUGUUCUCGUGUACUGGGGCGAGGACCUUACACGCCUGAACCGGUUUCCCGUUUUAUACAAAACGAAAUAUUUAUAAUGGUCGAAUAUCGUCAAAGUUCACCUUGAGUCCUAACAAUUAGAACUUUUAUUGCACAUAAAUCGUGCAUUUUUUUCUAUUGCUCGUCAUGACUGUUAAACGUAAUAUUUAUUAGAUAAUCAUAUAUGCAUGUAUUUGUUGCAUUUUGCAAAGACAACGGGCAUAUAUUCUCUCUUGAACGCGUUGGUGCAUGCGUUGCCAGCUGGUGUUCCAGGGUCCGUCCACUUGGAUUGGUCGGUACAGUGACCUUGCUUAGUGCAGGAUCGGUGUUCGAUCCCCGAUGGUCCAAGUGGUUGGGCACCAUUCUUUCACUCCGUCCUCAGAUUCAAGCUAUUUGUACCCAUUUCCUACUUUGUCUUCAUAUCCCAGCUCUUAGUCUAUCUCAUAUCCUUUCUAAGUCCUCUAUAGUCAUACUGGUUUAUAGUUUUCUCCUGAUAAUUACCUUAACAAAUGUACUCCUCCUACAAUUUAUAAAGGAAACAUUAUUACAACUUUUAGCCAGAUUCACCUUUGAUCUCGGAUUUAUUUGUAAGAUUUGUCAAGAUGUUUAAAUACGACCACAGCAUUUAGCAAUGUUAAUAUUUCCUGACACCUGGAGGUGUGAGGAAGCCAGCAGCGGCCAGCCCAGCCGGCCACCUGACACCUGCAGGUGUAGGGAGGCCGGCUGUGGCCAGCCCAGCCGGCCACCUGACACAAACCCGCCUUUAACAAAAACAAGGCAUUCGAAGUACCCCUUUUCUCAGCUUCAUAUAUUCCGUAGUUGUACGAAACUUUCAAUUUGUAUCUCAUUAAUAAACUACAAUAACAAUG
Molecule: messenger RNA, 3445 nt
Organism: Procambarus clarkii (red swamp crayfish)
Lineage: Eukaryota; Metazoa; Arthropoda; Malacostraca; Decapoda; Cambaridae
Source: RefSeq, a predicted model, not a curated record